Messenger RNA from Oncorhynchus keta (chum salmon), 5236 nucleotides. RefSeq names its product rap1 GTPase-activating protein 1-like. Gene Ontology annotation, molecular function: GTPase activator activity. Bases 550 to 2601 code for a protein of 683 amino acids. Gene Ontology annotation, cellular component: cytoplasm. Gene Ontology annotation, biological process: activation of GTPase activity; regulation of small GTPase mediated signal transduction. The record is from RefSeq and is a predicted model, not a curated record. The transcript is spliced from 23 exons. NCBI's taxonomy places the organism in Eukaryota, Metazoa, Chordata, Actinopteri, Salmoniformes, Salmonidae.
CUAACAGCAGGUGUUAGAGCUCUAACACUGAAUCAGACAGAGAAGUAGAGGGAGAGAAGGAAAGAGAGAAAGAGGGGAAGACAUUUGGAGGUGAGCGAUAGCAAAAGACCACUCUGAAGCAAUUAAGUAAAAUGAGAGGAGAGGUAGAAACUAAGAUCCUGUGAGAGACGGAGACAGCGAGAGGGAGAGAACAUAGUUGUAUCCAGCACUUUCCUGGCUAGGUUCUGCUGCAUAGAGCAGUGCUGAUCGUCCACUGAUCUCUGCAUCCCAUGCUGGACCUGCCUCUGCACUCCACUCGCUCUGCUCACACUGGUGCCUAGAGCAACGCAAGCGCCUAUGGCCAUCCAGUAGGUUCACGACGAGCUAGGGUGUUCUGGGUGGGGUUGAGGACGGGCUCAAACCGUGAGCUACGGCUCAGAGGAUCGCAAGUUCAAUCCCAGCACUAGCAAACAGGAUGGAAGGAUAUCUCGUAUCUCUGACACACUAGAGCCCUUGCUGUCACACUCCCAUCCUCCAUAUCGCGCUCGCUCGUUAUCAAAGGGCAGCAGAAUGGACGAGCAGAGAUGCACCUUCCCUCCACCCCUCAAAACAGAGGAGGACUAUAUCCCUUACCCCAGCGUUCACGAGGUCCUGGGUCGUAGGAGCCCCUUCCCCCUAAUCCUGCUGCCUCAGUUCGGGGGCUACUGGAUCGAGGGGACCAAUCACAAACCCAGUGCCACACCUGAGCCUGAGCAGAAGUCCUGUGCUUCCUCCCACAUCAAGCUGGAGACCAACAGCAUGGCCAAGAUCUACAGGAAACAGUUCAUGGGCAAGGAACACUUUAAUUACUACUCCAUGGACAUCGGCCUGGGCCACCUGGUCUUCUCCAUGAAGUAUGAUGUCAUCGGGGACCAGGAGCAUCUCUGCUUGCUGCUAAGGACCAAAUUAAAAACUCACCAUGAUGUGAUUCCUAUCUCCUGCCUGACUGAGUUCCCCAACGUGGUCCAGAUGGCCAAGCUGGUGUUUGAAGAGGUAAAUGUGGACAGAUUUUACCCAGUCCUCUACCCAAAGGCUUCAAGGCUCAUUGUCACCUUUGAUGAGCAUGUCAUCAGCAACAAUUUCAAGUUUGGAGUCAUUUAUCAGAAGUUUGGCCAGACCACUGAAGAGGAGCUAUUUGGGAACAGCGACGAGAGUUCUGCUUUUGUGGAGUUCUUGGAGUUUCUGGGGGACAAGAUUGAGCUCCAUGACUUUAAAGGGUUCAGAGGAGGACUGGACGUCACCCACGGCCAGACAGGAACAGAGUCUGUCUACACUAACUUUCACAACAAGGAGAUCAUGUUCCACGUGUCCACCAAGCUGCCAUAUACAGAGGGAGACUCUCAGCAGUUGCAGAGGAAGAGGCACAUAGGCAACGACAUCGUGGCCAUCUUGUUUCAGGAGGAAAACACACCCUUUGUGCCAGACAUGAUAGCCUCCAACUUCCUGCAUGCCUAUGUGGUGGUGCAGGUGGAGAAUGCCUGCUCAGACAAUGUCACAUACAAGGUGUCUGUGACAGCGAGAGAUGAUGUGCCUUUCUUUGGACCCGCUCUACCGGACCCGGCCAUCUUUAGAAAGGGGCAUGAGUUCCAUGAGUUCCUGUUCACUAAGCUGAUCAAUGCGGAAUAUGCCUGUUACAAGGCUGAGAAGUUUGCAAAACUGGAGGAGCGCACGCGGUCGGCCCUGUUGGAGACCCUGUAUGAGGAGCUACACAUCAACAGCCAGUCCAUGAUGGGCCUGGGAGGGGACGAGGACAAACUGGAGAAUGGGGCCGGGGGGGGAGGGGGCUUCUUUGAGUCCUUUAAGCGGGUGAUCCGCAGCAGAAGCCAGUCUAUGGAUGCCAUGGGCCUCAGUAACAAGAAGCCACACACUGUCUCCACUAGUCUCAGUAGCAGCUUUACCGAGACCCCCAAAACCCCAGGGAUAUCUCUGAUCAUUCCUGGGAAGAGCCCCACCAGGAAGAAGUCUGGGCCCUUCAGUGCCAGACGGAGCAGCGCCAUCGGGAUUGAGAACAUCCAGGAGGUGCAGGAGAGGAGUCGGGAAGUGUCCCCCAGCACACAGAGGACUCCAGACAGUGGACACAUCUCCCAGGACCCCAAAUCAGAGAACUCAUCUAAUCAGAGCUCACCAGAGAUGCCCACAACAAAGAACAGUUUGGCCAUGUGUUGCAGGGCCCCUUCUAUCCCUGAGGCCCAAGAUCUGUCCCGCUCCUCGUCCAACGCCAGCAGCUUCGCCAGCGUGGUGGAGGAACACGAUAACGAGGGCAUCGAAGAGUAUGACACAGGACUGGAGAGCCUGUCCUUUUCUGGAACACCACACAAGAGAGACUCAUUUGCGUACGUCUCCUGGGUAGAGGAUAGUGUGAGCAGUACUAGUGCCACCAGCCAGGGCAGCUCUCCAGCACUUGCACGGUCCCAGCAGCCUGAGGGGGGCAAAGGGGAAGAGCUCAAGAAGGCGGAGAGCCGAGACAAGACAGAGCGGUCACAGGAUAAGUCAUCAUCGCAUUCCCAUAAGAGGCACCCCCUGCAGGAGAUGAAGCAAGCGCACGUGUGUUCCACCACAGAUGCAGAGGAGGAGCAGAGCUAGUCGCUGGGACAGACAGCUAGACCUGGUGUAAACUAGUCCAGUCUGAACAGCCAGGUCCAUGGACAUGCACUUACAGCCUUCCCUCAUCCCAACUCUUUGUGGCUGACUCCCAGCAUGCCUAGAGGGGUGAAGGAGAGGAUCAGCCCGCACCCAUUCCCAAAAUGAGUGCCACUCAGACAGUAUCGCUUCCGGCUGUUGUCUGUUGGCUCGCUUAGCCUGCUUAUAUUUCUGCUCCAUGAGCUCUGUGAAGCCUAAAUCUGUUCAUGUGGUAACUCAUAGUAUACUCUCCCUUGUCCUCUCUAUGGCAUUGUUUUUGUUUUGGUUUGAAGGUGGAGUGAGGGGAGGAUCUUAAGCAUUAGACAGAUUGGUGUUGCAGGAGAUCCGUUGAUCAUGCAUUAGGGGAAGUUUUCUAUUAGGCUAAAGAGAAAUGCAUGAGGACGAUAAGAGGGUGUUGUCCUGUUGUCAUUGUUGGAAGAACUGACAUUAUUGCUCCCAUCAACCUCACAUCCCACCAUGAUGCUGUACAUUUGUUAUUCUUGGUGUCCCGGAUCCUUUGAUGUCACACCAAGCCUUGUGUUUUAUUAAUGGUCAAUUAAGAGUGUAAUGGGGGAUGUUGACUAGAGAUUUUUAGUAAAUGUUACAUGUUUUUGAUAGAAGGUACUUUUAUCAUCAUGCUGCUGCUGGUUUUGAUUCCAUUAUUCAUUUCCCCUGACAAACUGUACAAUUGCAGUUCACAGUUUAUGUUGAAUGGACAAUAUUUUACUGACCCCAUAAUUAUAGUCAAUGUAUUUCAGGCCAUUUAAAGGGGUAAUCUGCAGUUCAAACAAUAACAAAGUCUUUACCCCGCCACUGUAUCGAUAACCAGCUGAGUGAUGGGGUUGGCGAAAAGUAACCACUCUAAAAUUCCUAGACAGAGCUAUGGAUGCAAGGACUGACCAUCCAUGAUAGCAAAAUUAUACUUUUAACCAUGUUGAGGCUAUAGUGUUUGUUUACAGUUACCUUGUUUACUAACUAAUGAGUAAAACACGCUUAUGUUUGGGGUUUUGAUGGGGUACGACAGUUGAACUAAGCGCAUGAAGCAUUUAUAAGUAAUAUUCAAGAAUCAAUGGGUAUAUAUAAUUAAUUGAAAUGUAAAAAAAUAGAUUGCCCCUAUAAACUGAGACAAAAACAUGAAGUAUUGAAUUACCAAUAAGGUCUGGUGUCCAAACUAAAUUACUCAGCAGUCUUCAUCACUGUCCCAUACUGUAGAUAGUACCACACAGUCAGACAUUCCUCCAAGGUGACCUAACCAAAGCACACAGCCUCCAAAGCCAAGCUAUUGUCCAGUGACUACUGUCUUCAGUUUAUUUUUUAAAACCUAAAGUUUGAUUUAAAGUAUGUGUUUGGAUGUGUAUGCAUGGUGAAUGGUGUAAAUCUGCUUGCAAAACCAUGUCAACUGUACAGUACCACGCAGGAAAUAGAUUGUUUCUUAAAAACCAGUCCAACUUCUCUAGAGAAGCAGACAGAUAAAGAGUCAUUAUUUCUUCAAAUCGGUUUCGAUAGAGAAAUAUGGCGAUACAAGUGUAAUGUGGAAACCGGCACUACAUUUUCAAUUAAUUGCUGAUCAUUUGAAAAUCUGACUUGUGACAAGUCUUGAAGUUGCCUUUUAAAUGAUUGUUAAGUAAGCUGCUUUGUAGGAGGGUAUCCCCCUUCAUAUAUGGAAUCUAUCCCAUGGUGGAUAUCGCCUACUGGAAUCUAUCACCAACUGGUUUGAAUGUAAAACUAAACAGAUACAUGUAUUCAUUUGUAGACAUCUGCUCUCAAUGAAUGGAACCUGGGUAUCUUGUGUAUUGUUUUACAUUUCCUGAUUAGAGAUUUUCCCUCAUCUCAGAUUUAUAUAAUGAAAAGACCUGGUAUGAAGGCAUAGUUUCCAUUACUUUUUAUUUCAAUUAAAUGAAUGAAGUUGCACUUUGUCAGUUGAAUUUAGUUGCACUUUGUCAGUUGAAUUUAGUUGCACUUUGUCAGUUGUGGCAUUAAUGCAUAAACCUUUUAGACUCCUUUGGAAAUCUUUCAGUUGAAUCUAAAGGAUCUCUGUAGGUAAGGAACACUACAUCAAAAUACAGUUAGUUUGACAUGUAUUUAUUAUUAAACACCAUUCUGAAGAUUAUGAUUCAACAAAAAACUAUUACCGGUAAUUGAAAUGUGAUUGGAAAGAUGAGAAAGUAACCUUUCAUCAGCUUAAGAGAGCCUUUGGAGUCAGUGUGUAUUCCAGGCACUGAAACUCAAAAUAUAUCAAACACAAUUUUCAUCUCAAAGCUUAAAAUAAAUGUAUUAAAACUCACAAGUCUUCAGAAAUGCUUGAAUAGUUGGAUCACACCCUCGGGUGGCUUCAGAUUAUACACAUUUAUCUGUGGUCCUGUUCAUCUGUACCUGUGUUUGUACAUGUAAAUGCAAGACACUUAGAUUGAGCACCCAGCCAAUCCAAACAGAUUCAGCCUACAAUGUGCUUAAUUCAGAUGAUUGUAUUUCUGUUCUCGUUGAUAAUCUCCUUAAGCCCUUGUAUACGUUGUAAAGUCUUGUAUAUAAAUAUAGCUUUUCAUCCUUUUGUAAAAAAAGGCAAAUACAUGUUUAAUAAAGACAAAGGGGUAAUACAGUA